This is a messenger RNA of Rattus norvegicus (Norway rat), 9037 nucleotides long. Lineage: Eukaryota; Metazoa; Chordata; Mammalia; Rodentia; Muridae. The record is from RefSeq and is a predicted model, not a curated record.
UUUCCGGUUGGGCCGACGCGACCCGCGCACUGAGCCAGAUGCUCCGGCCGCUGCGCCUGUAGCGCGGUUUACUCAAAUGCACGGAAAGCCUAUUUUUGUAGACCCAACUCAGGGUCCCGCUGUUUGCAUAUGUAUCUAGUAACCAGUAAUAACAGUUUUACUUCUAGCAUGUCAACUCCGUGCUUUGAUGUGGCCUGUAACGAAUAACAAGUUUAACAACUUUUGGAGACCUGUGAAAGUAUUAAGUAUGAUGCCUUUGGGCUAAAAGACGUCGAACUGUGAAAAUGAUGCUGUAAAAAGCAAUCCUAAAUAAUGUUGAUAUUUGGAACCCAUGUCGAACUUCUCUGAAGAAAGGGCAACGAUGAUUGCAGCCGGGGAUCUGCAGGAAUUCGUUCCUUUUGGUCGAGACCACUGCAAGCACCACCCUAAUGCUCUGAACCUUCAGCUUCGUCAGCUGCAGCCAGCUUCUGAGUUAUGGUCUUCCGAUGGUGCAGCUGGCUUGGUGGGAUCUCUUCAGGAGGUUACGAUCCAUGAGAAACAGAAGGAAAGCUGGCAGUUAAGAAAAGGCGUGAGCGAGAUUGGAGAUGCAGCCGACUAUGAUGAAGAGCUCUAUGUGGCUGGGAACAUGGUUAUCUGGAGCAAAGGGAGUAAAAGCCAGGCCUUGGCAGUGUACAAAGCCUUCACAGUGGACAGCACUGUUCAGCAGGCAUUGUGGUGUGACUUCAUUAUAUCACAGGAUAAGUCCGAAAAGAUCUAUAAGAGCCAUGAACUAGAGAAAUGCAUAUGUAUAUUACAGAGCUCGUGUAUGAACAUGCACAGCAUAGACGGGAAGGAUUACAUAGCUUCCUUACCAUUUCAGGUGGCAAACGUGUGGGCCACUAAGUAUGGCUUGCUGUUUGAACGAAGCAGUUCUUCACAUGAGGUGCCUCCAAGUCUACCUAGAGAGCCUUUGCCUACCAUGUUCAGCAUGCUGCACCCUCUGGAUGAGAUAACUCCACUUGUUUGUAAAUCCGGAAGUCUUUUUGGCUCAUCGCGGGUGCAGUAUGUUGUAGAUCCAGCAGUGAAAAUUGUGUUUCUGAACAUUGACCCCUCCAUUGUAAUGACCUAUGAUGCUGUUCAGAAUGUGCAUUCUGUGUGGACUCUCAGGAGGGUAAAGCCAGAGGAAGAGACUGCUGUUUUAAAGUUCCCUGAGCAGGCAGGGACCCUGCAGAAUGCAGCCACUAGCAGCUCCCUGACAGCACAUCUCAGAAGCCUCUCCAAAGGCGAGUCCCCUGUUGCUUCGCCGUUCCAGAAUUACUCUUCCAUUCACAGCCAGAGCCGCUCAGCCUCCUCACCCAGCCUACACUCCCGGUCGCCUUCCAUUUCCAACAUGGCGGCUCUAAGUCGUGCUCACUCUCCUGCCUUAGGUGUGCACUCUUUCUCAGGGGUGCAAAGAUUCAACCUUUCAAGCCACAAUCAGUCACCAAAGAGACACAGUAUUUCCCACUCUCCGAGUGGCAGUUUCAACGAUUCAUUUUUGGCACCAGAAACAGAGCCAAUUGUUCCUGAGCUUUGCAUUGACCACUUGUGGACUGAGACACUUCCGAAUAUGAGAGAGAAAAAUUCUCAGGCCUCCAAGGUAUUUAUAACGACUGACCUGUGUGGACAGAAGUUCCUGUGCUUUUUAGUGGAGGCCCAGCUUCAGUUACGCUGUGUAAAGUUUCAAGAGAGUAAUGACAAGACUCAGCUUAUCUUUGGCUCUGUCACCAACAUACAUGCAAAAGACGCAGCCCCAGUGGAGAAGAUAGACACCAUGUUGGUACUCGAAGGCAAUGGGAAUCUGGUGCUGUACACAGGAGUGGUUCGGGUGGGGAAAGUGUUUAUUCCUGGACUUCCAGCUCCUUCCCUGACAAUGUCCAACAUGAUGCCUCGGCCCAGUACCCCACUCGAUGGUGUUAGCACUCCGAAGCCUCUUAGCAAAUUACUUGGAUCAAUGGAUGAGGUGGUUCUUCUGUCUCCAGUUCCAGAAUUGAGGGAUUCUUCAAAACUUAACGAUUCUCUCUACAAUGAGGAUUGUACAUUCCAGCAGCUUGGAACUUACAUUCAUUCAGUGCGAGACCCUGUUCAUAACAGAGUCACUCUAGAACUGAGCAACGGCUCCAUGGUUAGGAUCACUAUCCCUGAAGUGGCCACCUCGGAAUUAGUGCAAACGUGUCUGCAAGCAAUUAAGUUCAUCCUGCCGAAAGAAGUAGCAGUUCAGGUGCUCGUCAAGUGGUACAAUGUGCACAGUGCUCCGGGAGGACCCAGUUGUCACUCAGAGUGGAGUUUAUUUGUGAUUUGUCUCUUGAACAUGAUGGGUUAUAACACAGACCGCUUAGCAUGGACGCGAAGUUUCGACUUUGAAGGAUCACUUUCCCCAGUCAUUGCACCCAAAAAAGCGAGGCCCUCUGAUACUGGGUCUGACGAUGACUGGGAGUACUUACUGAAUUCAGAGUACCAUCAUAAUGUUGAGUCUCAUCUUUUGAACAAAUCUCUAUGUUUGAAUGCUUUGGAAGUUACAAAGACAAAAGAUGAAGAUUUUCCACAAAACCUCAGUCUGGAUUCUUCUACUCUUCUCUUUGCUCACAUUCCUGCAAUUUUUUUUGUUCUUCACCUGGUUUAUGAAGAGCUUAAGUUAAAUACUCUAAUGGGAGAAGGAAUUUGUUCUCUAAUUGACCUCCUUGUUCAGUUGGCAAGGGACUUAAAAUUGGAGCCUUACUUGGACCAUUACUACAGAGAUUACCCAACUCUUGUCAAAACUACUGGACAAGUGUGUACCAUUGACCAAGGUCAGAUGGGAUUUAUGCAUCAUCCCUCAUUUUUUACUUCCGAGCCACCAAGUAUUUAUCAGUGGGUGAGUUCGUGCCUGAAGGGCGAAGGAACGCCACCCUAUCCCUACCUCCCUGGGAUCUGCGAGAGGAGCAGGCUGGUGGUCUUGAGUAUUGCCCUCUACACCCUUGGUGAUGAGAGUUGUGUUUCUGAUGAAACCUCCCAGUAUUUAUCCAAAGUAACCUUAACUCCCCAAAAGCCACAAGCAGAACAAGAAGAAAACAGGUUUACUUUCCGGCAGUCUGCUUCUGUGUCUGUUCUGGCUGAGAGACUGGUUGUCUGGAUGGCCAGUGUAGGAUUCACUUUAAGAGAUCUGGAGACUCUUCCCUUUGGGAUUGCUCUUCCCAUCAGAGAUGCAAUCUACCACUGUCGGGAGCAGCCUGAUUCAGAUUGGUCAGAAGCCGUCUGUCUCCUGAUUGGACGUCAGGACCUUUCCAAGCAGGCUUGCGAAGGAAAUUUACCCAGAGGCAAAUCUGUGCUCUCAUCAGAUGUGGCUUCAGGAGCUGAGGCUGAGGAGGAAGACGAUGGCAUGAAUGACUUGAACCAUGAGGUUAUGUCAUUAAUAUGGAGUGAAGAUUUACGGGUGCAGGAUGUGCGAAGGCUACUUCAAAGUGCACAGCCUGUCCGUGUCAAUGUGGUACAGUACCCAGAACUCAGUGACCAUGAGUUCAUUGAGGAAAAAGAAAACAGGCUGCUCCAGUUGUGUCAGCGAACUAUGGCCCUUCCAGUAGGACGAGGGAUGUUUACCUUGUUCUCAUACCAUCCUGUUCCAACAGAGCCGUUGCCCAUUCCUAAAUUGAAUCUGACAGGGCGAGCCCCUCCGAGAAACACAACUGUAGAUCUUAAUAGUGGGAACAUCGAUGUGCCUCCCAAUAUGGCAAGUUGGGCCAGCUUUCAUAAUGGUGUGGCUGCUGGCCUGAAGAUAGCCCCUGCCUCCCAGAUAGACUCAGCUUGGAUUGUUUACAACAAGCCAAAGCAUGCUGAGUUAGCCAAUGAGUACGCAGGCUUUCUCAUGGCCCUAGGUCUGAAUGGGCACCUUACCAAGCUGGCUACUCUCAAUAUCCAUGACUACUUGACCAAGGGCCAUGAAAUGACAAGCAUUGGAUUGCUACUUGGUGUUUCUGCUGCAAAACUUGGCACCAUGGACAUGUCAAUUACCCGGCUUCUUAGCAUUCACGUUCCUGCUCUCUUACCCCCGACAUCCACAGAGCUUGAUGUGCCUCACAAUGUCCAAGUGGCGGCUGUGGUUGGCAUUGGCCUUGUUUAUCAAGGCACAGCUCACAGACAUACUGCAGAAGUCCUGUUGGCUGAAAUAGGGCGGCCCCCUGGUCCAGAAAUGGAAUAUUGCACUGACAGAGAAUCCUACUCCUUAGCUGCUGGCCUGGCCCUGGGCAUGGUUUGCUUGGGGCAUGGCAGCAAUUUGAUUGGCAUGUCUGACCUCAAUGUGCCUGAGCAGCUGUAUCAGUACAUGGUCGGAGGUCACAGGCGUUUUCAAACUGGAAUGCACAGGGAGAAACAUAAGUCUCCAAGUUACCAGAUCAAAGAAGGAGAUACCAUAAACGUGGACGUGACUUGUCCAGGCGCUACUCUGGCUCUGGCUAUGAUCUACUUGAAAACCAAUAACAGAUCUAUUGCUGAUUGGCUGCGAGCUCCUGAUACCAUGUAUUUGCUCGACUUUGUGAAACCAGAGUUCCUCUUGCUUAGGACACUUGCUCGGUGCCUGAUCCUGUGGGAUGACAUUUUACCGAAUUCCAAGUGGGUUGACAGCAAUGUUCCUCAGAUUAUAAGAGAAAAUAGUAUCUCUCUGAGUGAGAUUGAAUUGCCUUGUUCAGAGGACUUGAAUUUGGAAACCUUGUCGCAAGCACACGUCUACAUCAUCGCAGGAGCCUGCUUGUCUCUGGGUUUUCGAUUUGCUGGCUCAGAGAACUUAUCAGCAUUUAACUGUCUGCAUAAAUUUGCAAAAGAUUUUAUGAAUUAUUUAUCUGCACCCAAUGCUUCUGUAACAGGGCCCUACAACCUCGAAACCUGCCUGAGUGUUGUCCUGCUGUCUCUUGCCAUGGUGAUGGCUGGCUCUGGGAACCUGAAGGUGUUGCAGCUCUGCCGCUUCCUGCAUAUGAAGACGGGCGGAGAGAUGAACUAUGGCUUCCACUUGGCCCACCACAUGGCCCUGGGCCUUCUCUUUUUGGGAGGAGGAAGGUACUCUUUGAGCACAUCCAACUCAUCCAUUGCUGCCCUUCUCUGUGCCCUUUACCCACAUUUCCCAGCCCACAGCACUGACAACCGGUAUCAUCUCCAGGCCCUUCGGCACCUCUACGUGCUGGCUGCAGAACCAAGGCUCCUGGUGCCUGUGGAUGUGGAUACAAACACACCCUGCUAUGCCCUUAUAGAAGUUACUUACAAGGGCACUCAGUGGUAUGAACAGACCAAAGAAGAACUGAUGGCUCCAACCCUGCUUCCAGAACUCCAUCUUCUAAAGCAGAUGAAGGUUAAAGGGCCAAGAUACUGGGAACUGCUCAUAGAUUUAAGCAAGGGAGAGCAGCACUUGAGGUCCAUUCUUUCCAAGGAUGGAGUUUUAUAUGUAAAGCUCAGGGCAGGCCAGCUCUCCUACAAAGAAGACCCAAUGGGGUGGCAGAGUCUGUUGGCACAGACUGUGGCUAACAGGAACUCAGAGGCCCGGGCUUUCAAGCCAGAAACAAUUUCAUCAUUCACUUCUGAUCCAGCACUUCUGUCAUUUGCUGAAUAUUUCUGCAAGCCGACUGUGAGCAUGGGCCAAAAACAGGAGAUUCUGGACCUCUUUUCUUCCAUACUUUAUGAGUGUGUUGCUCAGGAAACUCCAGAGAUGUUGCCUGCCUACAUAGCAAUGGAUCAGGCUUUAAGAAGUCUUAAAAAGAGAGACAUGUCGAACACAUCUGAUCUUUGGCAGAUAAAGUUGAUAUUAGAGUUUUUCAGUUCACGAAGCCACCAGGAAAGGCAGCAGACCUAUCCUAAGCGAGGGCUCUUCAUAAACUCGGAGUUCCUACCUGUGGUGAAGUGCACUGUUGAUUCCACCCUGGACCAGUGGCUACAAGCUGGAGGCGAUGUGUGUGUGCAUGCCUACCUUAGUGGGCAGCCUGUUGAGAAGUCUCAGCUAAACAUGCUGGCCUGCUUCCUGGUCUACCACUCUGUGCCAGCACCGCGACACUUGCCACCCCUGGGACUGGAAGGGAGCACAAGCUUUGCUGAACUCCUCUUCAGGUUCAGACACCUAAAAAUGCCAGUCCGCGCUUUGCUGAGACUGGCUCCUGUGCUGCUCGGGAAUCCACAGCCGAUGGUUAUGUGACCGACCACCUCCGGCGGUAAACCUACCCCCAAAAACCACUGCGGCGCAGAAUCCUGAUGGCAGCAAAGUUACGGCAGCAUUUCUGUUUUGUGACCAACGGAGCUCAGAUGCAUACGCCUCACUGUGUUUAAAACCCAUGUUGAAAAUAUUACAGAUAACGCUGGUGCUGUCCAUAUGUCAUAUGAUGUAUAAAAAGUCAGUUAAAACUCACUUUUAUAAAUAAAGAUUUUUGGUUUGUUUUCGAAGCUAUUGAUGAUUGCUUUGGACUUCAGAGAAUAAAUGGACAGGCUGAGUUUUGAAGCCUUUGAACUUUAGUGGUUCUGUACUCAGAAAAAGCCACAUCGCGAGAGUGGACUUUCUGCUACCCCAGGAGAGUUUCUGUGUUGUCUGUUACGUGCUUCCCAUGGUGGAUGAUGUCUUUACUGCGAGCAGAUUUCUACUUAAUGAAGACUUGCUCAGCAUGGAGUACUGGACCAUGCCCAAGCCCUGCCUUUGUACAGCUAUGUAGGCUGCAGCUCUUUGGAGAUAACCAAGGUUAAAGGAUAAUUAAGGGUGAGUCCCUGUUUUGUAGACUUGAUGGCCUGUUCAGAAGAGGAAGAGAUGUCUUCUCUCUGCACCUUGUGAGAACUCAUAGCACAGCUGCUCACAAGCCAAGAAGAUUCCUUUGUGAGGAACCAGUCAGAAGGUCUUGGACUUCUGCACCUACGAGUAUAAGAAAUAAAUUCCUGAUGCUUAAGCCAUCCUAUCUUGUCUGUGGUACUUGGUUUUGCAGCCUGUGCAGACUAGUGCACGACACCUGCUCAAAAUACCUAAAUACAAAGUUACCCCACAGAGGAGUGUUAAAAUAUUUUUAAAGGCAGAAGUCAGUCUAUCUGGAAAGUGCUUUUGUACAGGUUAGCUCAUGAUGGCCAUGUGACAGGAAGAGUGUUCCUACUGUGCUCACAGCUUCUCAGACAAGUGGGACUGUGAACAAGGAGGAACAGCAAACUGCACACUCACUGGUUUCCUGCUUGUUUCUGAAAAAGCCAAUAGAAAUUGCUCCGCUGGGAUUUGGUAAUGUCCGUCUGCUCGUCUGCCUGCAGCAAGGUAAUUUGUGGCUGACUUUUAGGGCAAAAUGUGUUUUCCUUCCCUCUUAGAUUAAGGAUUGCACUUAAGUGGCAAGGGGUGAUGAACGUUCAGUUUGCAUCAACAUCGAACCCACCGUCCAAGUAAUUUUUCACUCUCAGUUGUUAUGGUGGCCAUGGGAGGACUUGAAAGAGAGCACUGACUACAGUGGAAGCAGCAUUGAUGGGCACCAAGAAGAGAUUCUAGUGCCCCUGAGUCAGCAUGUUAGCAUCAUCAGAUAAACUAGUAUAUUUACCAUCCUGUGGGAACCAGUCUUACCAAACACAGCAGCUGCCUCCUGGGAACCACAUCGAGGGGAGAGUCAGAGAAACACCUGGCAGUGAAGUAUUCUAAUAUCAGAAGUGGCACUUGUGACUUCAAGGGAAGGCUGACUACCCAGGAUUGCUUCACGUCUGAUGCGUGUGGAAUGGGGACUCAAGGUGUAGCCGCUUUGAGUGCAGGUACUGUCCAGCAGACAGACAAUUGAGCAUGUACUCAGAUUCUUCCCCCAAAGGGUACUGACGUCUGCUCCUCCCUCAAGGUCUGAUGUGGGAGCCAAGGCAAUGAGCUCAGAUGCCAGACUUGAGCUACACUGCUUCAUCGUAGUCCUCAACAUUCUGGGCUUUACCCAGUCUGCUACACCCAACCCUGCUCCAGUCUGCUGCUGCCUGUGUGGAUUCUGAGUCCAAGAGAAUCAGAAACAGCUCCUCAGUGUGAACUGAAAGGACUUAGCAUUGACAGAACUUGUGAACCGGCCGAAAAGCAGGCAAACAUCUUUGUAAUCACAGGGGUUUUUGUGCGUUUUCUUGAUGUUUCUCCCAUUGACUUAGUCUGUCACUAUUGAUCACAUUAUAUAGAGCAUCUUGUUCAAGUUUUGUUUUUUAGCUAAAAACACUUCUUUGGUAAACUUUUAAUACUGUAAUUUUUUUCCUCUAGAAUAUUUUCGAGUGUACUUUUAAGACUCUUUUUCCCUUGAAACAUAUCAGAAUUUUAAAACAGGAAUUUCAUAAUAAAUUUAGUAAGAUUUAUAAGCACCUGCCAGAUCUUAAUUCCUGUUCUUUUAUACUCCAAUGCUUAGCUGAGCUGUUAGCUUUUCUCUGUAGCUAAUGGAUGUCUCAAGUCUCUGCCUUGUGAGGCUGCAGACCAUGUGUUUUAAAAACUCAAGAUGUGGGGCUAGAGGCAUGGCUCAGUGGUUAAAAGCACUGACUGCUCUUCCAGAGAGAUCCUGAGUUCAAUUCCCAGCAACCACAUGGUGGCUCACAGCUAUCUGUAAUGGGAUCUGAUGCCCUCUUCUGGUGCGUCUGAAGAGAAUGGCAUACAUAAAAUCUUAAAAGAAUUCAAGACAUGUUGGGUCAUGAUGUCAUGGUCACCUUAUAGGUGGAGGGUAGGUACCUAAAACAAGGACAAAAGCCAGAAGCUAGUGUUGAUAAUUUCCUUCUGGUUGAAGGAGGAGGGGAGGCUCAAGACAUUAAGCUUCACAUGUCUUGGAAAGCUGAAGCCCAAGAGCCACAAAGUGCUUCCCCAAGGUUGUAGAAAUGGACAGGACAGAAGGGGACAGGUUGACUGUUAGCAGCAGAGCUCCCCAGAGGAGGCCUGGCUGCCUGGGAGGCGAUUCCCUGACUAGUCAAACAGCCUGCAAGUUGUGUAGAGUUGUUCUUGUUGAGGUGGGCUUUAGGUGAUACAGAUGCUUCUGAGUCAUUCCUGUUCUUGGAACACCACCAGCCCCUAUUCUUAUAAGUGACCCCAAUAAACUCAUUGAAUUGCUAA